This is a messenger RNA of Spodoptera littoralis (African cotton leafworm), 1272 nucleotides long. The record is from the annotation of a GenBank genome assembly. NCBI's taxonomy places the organism in Eukaryota, Metazoa, Arthropoda, Insecta, Lepidoptera, Noctuidae.
AUGGCCGCCAAGUUCGUAGUCGCUGUGGCGUUGUUCGCGAUGUGUCGCGCCAACCCUCUCCUUAUAAACGGUGCAUUCUACCGUGAUGGACGCGCCUACUCCAUGGGCCAGGCUUCUAGCUUCGGCGGCGGAGUGAGCACCGCACAAGCAAAUGUCAACGGUGACGCCGCGCAGGCGUUCGGUAGCUCCUCAGGAGGCGCACAGCUGGCACGUGACGGGUACUUCUAUCCCGGACAGGCCAUCGCGCAGGCGCAAACGUACGACGCCGUGCCCUUCCCUGAGAGCCCCUACGGUGGAGCUAAGGCUGUCGCACAAGCACACAACGGACCGUACUACCCAGUGCCAGCGCCCGCCACUGUCAUCACCUACGAACAGAACUUCGCCGUCCCUGCUGACGCGUCAGUCAAGUCUACCGCUACCUCCAGUGGUAACGGCAUCGCUCAAUCCUCUGCCAACACUCAGGGAGGCAUCGGAAGCUACGGAGUGACCUCGUCCAACGCUAAAACUCAAGGCUUCGGCUCUGCUGACUCCAAUGCCAACUCUGGCUUUGGCUCCGCCAGCACCUCCGCCAAGACUCAGGGUGAAGGCUCCGCUGAAAGUUCCGCUCAGAACAACGGUAAUGGUGUGGUCGGUGUGGUGUACCCCGUAGCUCCCGCCGUCAUCUCUGCUGACCCAGCACCAGCCGUCAUCGACGCCAAGUCUCCGAUCUUCUACACUCCUUACGCUGUACCCGUAGCUGCUCAGGGUGUCGCCUCCUCUAACGCGAACGUGGUCGGCUCCGGCUCCGCUUCCUCAUCAGCUAAGAUCGGCCACCAAGGCAGGACCAUCUCUUGGCGUUUCGGCACUCUGUACGACUCUCCUGCCUCCGCGCAUGCUCAAGCCAACACCAACGCUGGUUAUGGCGCCGCCAAGUCUGCCGCACACACACACGGCUACGGUGCUGCCAACGCGAACGCUGACGUCAAUGGCUACGGCUCCGCCAAGUCAGUCGCUGACAGCCAGUCUGCUGGACAUGGUGUCGCCCAAUCCUCUGCCAACUCGCACGGUGCUGGCUCUGCCAAUGCCAAUGCUAACGUGAACGGAUACAAUAACGCCCGGUCCAGCCAGUACUAUGGCGGCUCCAGGAUCUCUACGGACGCCCACUCCCACGGCUUUGGUAACGCCGCUUCCUCCGCCAGGACGCAGGGAGUGAACACCUCCUUCAGAGUGACCAACUCCCACGCGAACUCGUCCGGCUCCGGCUCCGCGCACGCCAAUGCUCAAGCUGCUUGA